AAGGCGCGGAGUCCGGGCGUGCGGCUGAGAUGCCACUAAGUACCACUGGCGUCCUGAGCUCCUCUUCUGCCACCUCCAUCAGGUCAAGGAAUAGGACUCGCUAUCGAACCAAAGCCCUGAGCUCUGAGGUGGAUGAGAGCCUCUUUGGAGGUAUCAAGCCCCUGGCCCAGAGCGACAGCCCCAUUGUGCUGCUCCGAGAUAAGCCUACCAUUCAGAAAACUCUCACUGCCCUGGGCUUGGAGCACAAGCCAGAGACCAUCCAGCUCAUCACCCGGGACAUGGUCCGGGAGCUCAUCAUUCCCACCAAGGAUCCCUCAGGGGAAUCCCUUAUCAUGAGCCCUGAGGAGUUCGAGCGGAUCAAAUGGGCAUCCCACGUCCUGACUCGAGAAGAACGGGAGGCCAGGGAGCAGGCCUUCAGGAAAGAGAAGGAAGCCAUCGUGGAUGCAGUGACCACACGCAAGAAGAUCAUGAAACAGAAGGAGAUGGUUUGGAGGAACAACAAGAAGCUCAGUGACCUAGAGGAGGUGGCCAAGGAGAGGGCGCAGAACCUCCUGCAGAGAGCCAACAAGCUGCGGAUGGAGCAGGAGGAGGAGCUCAAGGACAUGAGCAAGAUCAUCCUCAAUGCCAAGUGCCAUGCUAUCCGGGAUGCCCAAAUCCUGGAGAAGCAGCUGAUCCAAAAAGAACUGGAUGCAGAGGAGAAGCGGUUGGAUCAGAUGAUGGAGGUGGAGCGGCAGAAAUCCAUUCAAAGGCAGGAGGACCUGGAUAGGAAGAGGAGGGAGGAAAGAAUCCGAGGAAGACGGCACAUCGUGGAACAGAUGGAAAAGAACCAGGAGGAGCGAUCACUGCUUGCUGAGCAGCGGGAGCAGGAGAAGGAGCAGAUGCUAGAGUAUAUGGAACAGCUCCAAGAGGAGGAUCUAAGGGACAUGGAACGAAGGCACCAGCAAAAACUGAAGAUGCAAGCUGAGAUCAAGCGCAUCAAUGAUGAAAACCAGAAACAGAAAGCAGAAUUGCUGGCUCAGGAGAAGCUAGCAGACGAGAUGGUGAUGGAGUUCACCAAGAAGAAGAUGGCUCGAGAAGCAGAAUUUGAGGCUGAGCAAGAGAGAAGCCGGAGGGAGAAGGAGAAGGAGAUCACCCGCCUGAGGGCAUUGCAGGAGAAGGCCCAGGAUUACCAGGCAGAGCAGGAUGCCUUGCGGGCCAAGCGCAACCAGGAGGUUGCAGACAGAGAGUGGCGCAGAAAGGAAAAGGAAAAUGCACAGAAGAAGAUGGAAACAGAGGCCAGGCUGCGGGAAAGUCGGCUGGAACAGGUGGCUUUCAAGGAGCACGCUCUGGCCGUCCAGGUGCAACGGGACCGAGAUGAGUUUGAGAGGAUUCUUCGGGCUCAGAGAGAGCAGAUUGAAAAGGAGCGGCUGGAGGAGGAGAAGAAGGCCACAGGGCGCCUACAGCACGCCAACGAGCUCCGGCGCCAGGUGCGCGAGAACCAGCAGAAGCAGGUUCAGGACCGGAUCGCCACCUUUGAGGAGGGCCGGCGCCUCAAAGAGGAGGCCCAGAAGCGGCGUGAGCGCAUUGAUGACAUCAAGAAGAAAAAGCUUGAAGAGCUGAGAGCCACUGGCCUUCCUGAGAAGUACUGCAUCGAAGCUGAGCGCAAAGCUAACAUCCUGCCAGCCACCUCUGUGAACUGAGGGAUGCCUCCGUGCCCCUCAGGAUGCCUUCAGGGGACAGAUUCCGCCCAGUCUCUAGGUGUCCAUAACUGCUGCUAACCUAGACAUUUCGUAGUUACAGAUUAAAUCUAUUCUACUUCU
Molecule: messenger RNA, 1799 nt
Organism: Diceros bicornis minor
Lineage: Eukaryota; Metazoa; Chordata; Mammalia; Perissodactyla; Rhinocerotidae
Gene: CFAP45
Product: cilia and flagella associated protein 45
Exons: 12
Coding region: 30-1679 (549 amino acids)
Source: RefSeq, a predicted model, not a curated record